Molecule: messenger RNA, 1600 nt
Organism: Arachis stenosperma
Lineage: Eukaryota; Viridiplantae; Streptophyta; Magnoliopsida; Fabales; Fabaceae
Exons: 11
Coding region: 477-1322 (281 amino acids)
Source: RefSeq, a predicted model, not a curated record
UUUAGAAAGAAAUCACACAAACCCUAGCACUGUAAGCCUACACCACCGCCGCAAGGAGUGGAAUACUGCCGCCGUCCGUCACACUCAAAGUUCGCCAUCCGUCAUCUAUCUUCCCUCGUGCUCCAAGUCUUCAACCCCUGUUCGCUGUCACCGAUUGCGGCUGCUUCCUCGAGCUCGGCGUUCGUCGUCUUUGUCUGCUCAGCCGUCCUUCCGUCGUCGUUUGUUUGCCGUUCACGUUAACGUCUUCGUUCAGCUGUCGUCUUCGUUCGCGUUCUUCGCCGUUCACGUUCGCUCGGCGUUCACCGUUCGCGUUCACUCGCUGUUCACCGUUCGAGUUCGCGUUCGUCUGGAAGCCACGUUGCUCCGCUUCAAACUCUGCGACCAACCCGCGCGCUCCACCCAGCCGUCGAACUGCUCUCUUUUGUCGCCGCCCUUUAUUUCUCUAGUAACAUCAAAGUAAUCCCUGUGUCUCAGCAAUGGCAGCACCAUUUUUCUCAACACCUUUUCAGCCCUAUGUUUAUCAGAGUCCGCAAGAUGCAAUCACACCUUUUCAGAUUUUAGGGGGUGAAGCUCAGGUGGUCCAGAUAAUGUUGAAGCCCCAAGAAAAAAUUAUUGCAAAGCCUGGUUCCAUGUGCUUUAUGUCAGGGUCCAUUGAAAUGGAAAAUUCCUAUCUUCCAGAAAAUGAAGUAGGCAUAUGGCAGUGGCUAUUUGGCAAAAACAUAAGUAGCAUCGUUCUUCGAAAUUCUGGACAAAGUGAUGGAUUUGUUGGAAUUGCUGCACCUUAUUUUGCAAGAAUUCUUCCGAUUGAUUUAGCAAGCUUUAACGGGGAGAUUUUGUGUCAGCCAGAUGCAUUUCUUUGCUCUGUCAAUGAUGUGAAAGUCAACAACACAAUUGAUCAGAGGGGACGAAAUAUUAUUGCUGGUGCUGAGGGAUUUUUGAGGCAGAAGAUAUCAGGUCAAGGGCUUGCAUUCAUACUUGCUGGUGGAUCUGUUGUACAGAAAAAUCUUGAGAGCGGUGAAGUUCUAGCAGUUGAUGUUUCAUGCAUUGUUGCUGUGACAAGUACGGUCAAUGUCCAAAUAAAAUAUAAUGGUCCUCCAAGAAGGACAAUGUUUGGAGGUGAUAAUGCCGUGAUAGCUCUUCUCACAGGACCAGGCAUUGUGUUCAUACAAAGCUUACCGUUUCAUAAACUUUCUCAGCGAAUUGCUAGAUCGGUGACAUCUCCAAACAUGAGGGAAAAUCCCAAGUUUUUAAUACAGAUUGCCAUUUUCUUUUUCCUGGCCUAUGUUGUCAUUGUAUCUUCAUUAAUAUUGACAGAUGUAUGAAACUUAGUAAAGGUUUUUCUUUUUUCUUUUUUGUGGUAUUCCAACUUUUAUACCAUUUUAUGAUCAUAGAAACUAGGAAGGUGAGAAGAAGAAAUUUGAAUGCCUUGGAUUUGGUUAACAACAGUGCUUGAUGGUCGGAUUUUGACAAAGAAAAGCAUCCAAAUUAUAGCAUUGAUAUCUAUCACAAAAAUGUUCAUUUUAUCAGAAUAUUAAUCUAUUUCAUCGCUUCCUAUGAGUUGUCGAUCACAAUGAUAUGAUAUUAUGUUUGAAUUCAUAGA